AUGGCUGAGCUUGUGGCUUUCCUCGAGAAGGCGCACUGGGAGAAACGGGGCAAGGAUACCUCAAUCUGUGUCGACGAAAAUCUCGAAUCUGUAUUGGUAAAAUUUGCGUCGGGACUACCAGAUUUGAAGGGUCAUGACCUACAGGCAUGGAAAACCACGGGAUCCACGAGGAUACUGAAGACGGCAGCCUAUCUUAUCCCCAUUUGCACAAUCGAGGGAACGCCUCGAGUCGAAAACGGUCCCGAACUCAUCCCAGGUUCGCGGCCGUUCUACUUUGAAGACGAGAUUGUUAUAUCUGGCUCGCUCUACUACGUCCUCGCCUUACCCCCAAGACCGAAAUCGGAUUAA
Molecule: messenger RNA, 348 nt
Organism: Aspergillus pseudotamarii
Lineage: Eukaryota; Fungi; Ascomycota; Eurotiomycetes; Eurotiales; Aspergillaceae
Exons: 1
Coding region: 1-348 (115 amino acids)
Source: RefSeq, a predicted model, not a curated record